This is a messenger RNA of Oreochromis niloticus (Nile tilapia), 1955 nucleotides long. RefSeq lists its product as uncharacterized. NCBI's taxonomy places the organism in Eukaryota, Metazoa, Chordata, Actinopteri, Cichliformes, Cichlidae. Bases 2 to 943 code for a protein of 313 amino acids. The transcript has 4 exons. The record is from RefSeq and is a predicted model, not a curated record.
AAUGAAGAGACUCUCCAAUGUCAAAAGUCCAAGGAAGGGCAAAAAACCACCUGCGAAGAAGCCAAGAAAGGAUGGGAAUGAAAGCAUUGCAAAAAGUGACAGCAGUGGGGAAUCCAGUGCAUCAACUAUUAUUCUAGAUAGAUCACCAGUUAGAUCGAUGGGCACCCCAGUGCACCACCAGGAUGGCAGUGAUGAAGAAUCUGGUUCAGCUGACUUCUUUGACAGCCACAAAACCCAGGCAAGACACUACAAGACACUUCAAGACAUGUACAAGACCAAAAAACCGAACAAAGCUGCUGUUACCCAACUGCUGAACCUGGAGUUUGAGUCUAGAAGACAAUUCAUUAACUCUGAUGCUAUAAAGGAGCAAGACAGAGCAGUGAAGAUACUAGAGGCGUAUCCUUGUUUCAGAGAACUGGAUCAUGUCCUUGAUGAGCUGCGGAGAAUUAUUCAACCAUCCAACUUGAAAUACAUUUCUGAGAUGAAGGAUAGAUGGGAAAUCUUCUACUCGAAGGUGCAGUUUUAUGGUGUCAUGAAGAAAGUUAUGAAGCCGCCAAAAACUUUGGAUGGAGGUAAUGCUACAGUAUCUUGUGUCUACAUUUAUGCUUUGCAGAUUACAUUAUUUGCAAUGCUUAAUGGUGUUGCCCUGUCUUAUUUUUCUUUUUUCAAACCAGUGGAACAUGCAGCAGCUGUGUUCGGAGCCCUUCCCAUGCUUUUCCCUUCCAGCACAGUACCACCUAAGAAGCUGGGCAUCUGUAGUGAGGCUUUUUUCCAUGUCCUAAAGACUUCAGAAGACCCUGAAGGCUACCUGCGUCAGCGACCCCUGGCUUGUCCAGUUCUGCUUGUCUCUGAAGGCAACUGCAUGAUAGCUGUUGGAACCACAGCGGUGAGCACUUUUGACCGGAAGGAUCUUAAUGAGGGACUGCUCUAUCUGAUGGCAUAAUACUAUGCCCUCCACCUCACAUAUCCAAAGUGCAUUUCCACGCUGCUGUCUGUCUUGCAAACUGAAAUACUCAAAGACUCCAUCCAUGACCGAGAUUCAACCCCCUCUUACAGGAAGGCUCUUGGUGAGUGGAAGUCAUUCAUUGAGUGAGUCUCUCAGAUGACAGACUCCAUCUGCCUUGUUUAUCAGUCUCAGUGUUAGUCAGUGAGGUUGUUUUUCUUUUCUUUUUUUUCUCUAGAAAAGUUGUUCAAAUGUAAAACACAUGUUUGUUUGUGUGGUCGUUAAACUUGUUCUUCUAAAAUGUUAUGUAAUAUAGUAUUUGCAAUAGUGAUUGUUUUAAGCUUCAGCAAAAUUUAUUUUUGAUACCAGCCAUGUUAUACUGUUAUUAUUCAUGUUAAGAGCACUUGGCCAUGUUACACCCUGCUGAAAUGUAUAAUUUUAGACAUGAUUCUACUGACCCAAUAAAGCGCAAAAACUAAGAGUGCUUUUGCUGUCUUAAUUUAAGAUAAAUUCCCUUAUUUUUAGUAGGUUUUUGAAGAGAUGGUGUCUUAUUCUCAGGAAUUUUGGCUGAUUAUUGUUCUCAGACUCGAAACAUAAUUCUUAUAGUUAGCUCAAUCAAGAAAGAAACAAUUCAGAUUUAAGAAAAUUUGUCCUAUAGUAAGGUGUUUUUUUUUAUGUGAAAAAUCUAAAUUAAGGUGUAGAAUCUUAAAGUAAGCAAAUAAUUCUUGAAAACAGCUUGUUCAAGAAAUCAUAAUACUCAUUUUAGGUACAGAUUUUCUAAAUAUCAAAGUGUCUUUUACUUAUAAUAAGUCACAUUUUCUUGAAUUAAGCAUACAUUUUAGACAAUUUUGUCUAGUUAAAAGGCAUAUGGCAGUUAGGUUAAUUUGCUAGUUUUAAGAAUUCUAGUCAAGCAACUUUUGCUUACCCCAUUGGCAGAUUUUUUUGCUCAAAACAAGAAAAUUUUGUCAGAUUUAAGAAUAUUUGGCUUGUUUCAAGUAUAGCUGUUUUUGCA